AUGGCCGUCGAACGCAUCGGUUCCAUCCUGAGGCACUUGGCGCCGGGCUCGUCGCUGAGCAGCAUUCAGUCCAAGAAUGCCGGCGAUGUCGUCAUCACCCUCGCCAUCCGGACACCCCUGACCAAGGCCAAAAAGGGCGGCUUCAAGGACACGAGUCUCGAGUACCUCGUCUACGCCCUGCUCAAGGAGGUCAAUCACCGCAGCAACCUCGACCCGGCCCUCGUCGAGGACAUUGCUCUCGGAAACGUCUCGGAUGGCAAAGCGGCCUACAAGCUCCGAGCGGCCGCCCUCGCCGCCGGGUUUCCCAACACAGCCGGCGCCUACUCGGUCGACCGAUUCUGCUCCUCGGGCCUCAAGGCGACGGCCGACAUCGCCCACGCCAUCGCCAACAACUCGAUCCAGGUCGGCAUCGCCAUUGGAGCCGAGAGCAUGACGGCCGGCGGCGACCGGCCCGACAAGCCGUUGGACGAGGCCGUCCUCGGCGCCAGCCAGGAGGCCGCCGACUGCAUGGAGCCGAUGGGGUGGACGAGCGAAAACGUCAGCCGCGACUUUGACAUCACGAGGGAGGAAAUGGACAGGUACGCGGCCGAGAGCUUCCUGAGGGCGGAAAAUGCACAAAAGGCGGGCUACUUUGACGACGAGAUUGUGCCCAUCACGACCAAGAUCAAGGGGCCCGAUGGCGAAUGGACGACGGCGACGCUCACAAAGGAUGAGGGCAUCCGACCCGGCACGACGGCCGAGAAACUGGCCAAGAUCCGCGCCGCCUUUCCCCAGUGGGGUCAAACGACGACGGGCGGCAACGCCAGUCAGGUGACGGACGGAGCGGCGGCCCUCCUUCUCAUGAAGCGAUCCAUGGCCGUCAAGCUCGGACAGCCCGUGCUCGCCAAAUACGUCGGCUCGACCGUCGCCGGCCUCGCACCCCGCAUCAUGGGCAUCGGGCCGAGCAUCGCCAUCCCGAAGCUGCUCUCGGCGUGGAACAUAUCACUCGCCGACGUUGACGUGGUGGAAAUCAACGAAGCCUUCGCUUCCAUGGCCGUCUACUGCCGCGACAAGCUCGGGCUCGACUGGGCCAAGAUGAACCCGCGGGGUGGUGCCAUCGCCCUGGGCCACCCGCUCGGAGCCACGGGCGCCCGCCAGGUCGUCACGGGCCUGAGCGAGCUGCGGAGGACGAAGAAGAAGAUGCUGCUGGUCAGCAUGUGCAUCGGCACGGGCCAGGGCAUGGCGGGCUUGUUUGUGAAUGAGAUGCGGCCCUGGUGGAAGCGUUCCGAUGGCAACGGUCAGCCACCAUUUUCGACGGAGCCCGCUGCCGUCGCGGGCGUGCUCGGCCCAAGCGAGACGGGAGAGAGCAGGUCGGUUGGCCAUUCACCCGCCAUGACGGCACCUCGGCUUCUCGGGACGACGGAUCAUGGGAUGGCCACCAACCAGGUUUCGGCACGCUUUGAUUUCCAACACCUAUUACCGUCAUUGUUCCUGCUACCGACCAUGGAUGGCCAUGUGUGCAUGACCGCGUGCGUGGCCGGUGCUGGCCGAUAUGCUGUGCGACCACAUCUCGACCCGAAUCGAGGUCGCGGCAUCAUGGAGUGUGACCUCGACAUGGCCGGAUUCCCUGGCCCGCAAACACCCUUGCCCCCGUGCGGGAGGACAGCCCGGAGGCUUCGCAACUGCUUGUGA
Drechmeria coniospora is the source of this 1671-nucleotide messenger RNA. Its product is annotated as acetyl-CoA acetyltransferase. Bases 1 to 1671 code for a protein of 556 amino acids. Gene Ontology annotation, molecular function: acetyl-CoA C-acyltransferase activity. NCBI's taxonomy places the organism in Eukaryota, Fungi, Ascomycota, Sordariomycetes, Hypocreales, Ophiocordycipitaceae. The transcript has 5 exons. Gene Ontology annotation, cellular component: peroxisome. The record is from RefSeq and is a predicted model, not a curated record. Gene Ontology annotation, biological process: phenylacetate catabolic process; fatty acid beta-oxidation.